CCGAAACCUUGAAUCCUUAUCUUAUUUCUUGUCUUUAGUAGUUAGUGGAGCAACAGCAACAUCAACAUCAAGUAUAAUUCGUGCUGUAAAGAUUAUGUUGACACACACGCUCACGCAUUGCACCAGUUUGAUCAAUGAUAUUCCCAUGAUUCCACAAGCACAAAGUAAUUAGAGCUCCUCGGAACCGAAAUCCAAUUAACUACAUAAACAAAACAAGAAGAUGGUAGAGUCGACGUCAAUUGAUGCAUUAAAUGUCACCCCUGCGACGCCAAGCACAAGCAGCAAAGCCCAAUCAGUUCAUGACUAUAUCAACGAAAACCACGAGCAUCUGCCCGAUGAGAUAGGUGAACAAGCAGUUGCGUCAGCACCAGCAAAAGACCCACAGCCAGAAGGUGAGCAAAUAUUCGCGUCAUCUUCUUCAGCAAAAAACGUCGUGCCAGAAGGUGAAGGUGUAGUAGCGUCAUCAUCUAGCGCAGCGUCGUCAUCCUCUUCGUCAUCAGACUCCGGCGCUGAAAUGACAGGGAUGGGUGCGAUUAUGAGAGUUGUUGGAACUGAAAUAGUUGUUUUAUCAUGUUGUAUGGAAAAUCGAUUUUCCAACAUUCAUGAUGAGGUGGGAAGUACUAGUAAUCGUAGUAACAUGAACGGCGUCCUCGUGCUCGCAGACACAGAUGAGCGAUAAAAAUGAAAAUGAUACUCACACAUUUGGCACGAUCCUUGAUAAAUUGCUUCUCUAAUGUGUGUAGCAAAAUAUCAACGCCAGGAGAAGCUGGGACGCCUAGUAGGAUGUUGGGUAAGAGUCCAUUGCGGGAAAAGAUAGGAGGGCUGAGGGCUACACCAGAAAGAGAUGGUCCAGACGAUCUGGAUGGUCUUCGUCGGAGAAUACGAGAACUCGAGACGAGGAUAGUACUACAAGAACAACAUAUAACCAUACAUGAUGCCAGUACUAAUUCAUAAGUAGAAAGAACAUGAUGACUGUUGAUUCCUGUUGCCUGUUGUUUACAGCUAGCUAUGCUCUCAACCGUAAGAAGCUACCCUUAUCUAGUAUGUUUUUUUUCGCCUAAUCAUUCAUGCAUCAUGUUCUACAACUCCUAGUCCUAUCGGCUACUUCUUUCAGGAAAGCUACGAACAGCGGGAGAGCGAUUUAGUCUAUUCGGGUUUAGAAGCGUGGUUCUCUCCGAAGUCAGCAGAGUUCGUAUUGACUCUUUGUUACGGCUUUCUUAGAUGUCUUCAUCACUCUUUUUCUCCACAUCCUUUUUGCACCCAACAACAGCGAGUCAGUGCCCGUCCUUCGUCUUCCAUCAAGUAUUUUUCCUCUAACCCUGUUGCUUCAUGUUCCUUCCCCUUGCUCAUCAUCUACUUCUAAUCGUCUUGCUUCGUCUUCUUAGCAGCGUUCAGUUAUGGCAGUAUCUUGCUGUUGUUGAUGCAGUUCGAGUUAGCAGGCCUCAGAACAGACUACGGCAUAGCCGGCCGGUCGCACUACGAUAACGUCCUCUCAUGGCUGGCAUCUCACUUCGACUUCGCGAAAGGACCGGUAAGUAUAAAUAUGUAUAUGUCAUACGUCGGUUUAAAAAAGUAAACUGUUCACAAACUAUCUUCCCACAAAUGAAUUCCUUUUUUAGCACUUGCACAGCCCACAACUAAGAAUGUUGCAGCUUCGACUGGACUCGAACUAAGACGGUCUUCCACAACUACUAGCGAGCAGGAGAAUCGCUUCUACUAGACCGUUGGACUCCAACGACAAACACCCACCUCCAGGUGUACAGCCUAGUGAUGUUCUGCGUCAGUUCCUGCUUAUGGGUAGUUUCGAUGCUCGGAAGCAUAGUGGGUAGCGUUCUGGCAACCGCCGUUGCGAGUGUAGGGAUCUACAUUCUAAUGGCACUCGGAGGCGUCUGGGCAAUUAAUCAUCGAGACAAGGGACCGAGAGAGUACUACCCAAUGUUGCUUUGGAAAUACGAAAAUUCCUUCUUCGCAAUUACAUAAGCAUCUUCUAUGUUGGUGUCUUGAUUGCACUCUUCAUUCUGAUCAUUGACAUUGUUCUAGUCGUAGGACUUGGAAUAUAUGAUUUGACUUUAUCCUUAUAUCUUCUCUUUCUCCUUUCUGCUCCUGUGUGGUUCGUAUUUCCAGAAUCACCAGAUCCCAAACCUCCUCUUUUUUAAGGCAGUCUGCACUGAACUUUGUGCGAGAUUAAUUGUAUUGUAUCCUCUUAGGAUGAGAGAAAAGAAAGGAAGUUUUUGAACUUCUAUUCAAGAAAUAAAUUAGUAACUAACUAAUAAAUGAAAGCGCCUACAAUCUAAACAAUUCAUCACCCUCCUCAUUGUACCCCCCUUCUCACUCUCAGAUUCCUCUCCUACCUCCUGUGCAAAGACGAUAUCUUCGGCUGGGCUAAAUCAGGGAUUCAAAGAGUCAUGGUCAUGAUCCCUAUACUAAGUGCCAUGUUCCCUGCGCCACCUGCACCUCCAGAAGCUCCAAGGACUACAUUAAGAAUUUUUAAUAUCUACAAAUAUACUAUUGAUAGUUUUAUCUACACAAAUUGAUAUUUAUACAUAGUAAGGGAAAUCUUAGGCAGCUCGCCGAAUAGAUUCAAAUCAUCCUUUAUCGUAUAACGUCAUGUACUAGUUGUACUAGAAGAAAGACGCGACAGGUUGUAGAAGUCCAGAAGAAGUAGAAUGUGUUUUGCUACUUAAUAUCAUUUCGAUUUCAUGUGACAACUCAGAUUAGAAUUAGUCAUUAUCUGCCACUUCUAACCUAUCCCAACGGAGGAGGCGGCACUCCCAGUACAACAGCGCCCUCAAGUCCAGCUGGGAGUGUUCGAACCCCGAACGGGCUACCCUCUAGCAACAUAAGUUCCGAGACAUUCGUUGCGGCCCACGUCCCCGUUGGGAGCCCUCCGGCGACUAGUCCACCAGCGACGAGCCCUUUUUUAGGAGAGGAUGGACUUGGAUCAAGCGCCGGCGGCCCUCGAAAUUCCAUUGGCGAGAAGUCAAUAGAGGAAAUUCAGCAUGAGCUGGCGGCAAGAGAAGAGCAGCAAAGGAUACAUCUGCUGCACAAAGAGCUGGCGGCUCGAAAACGACGAGAAUCAUUGGGAGGAAACCCGAGACCACCAGGUGCUGUGGACGAGAAUCCUUUUGCCUUUGAUCCACCACCGAGGUCGUAGAACUAGUUCUAGGGCGAAGGGCGUAGUCAAGACUACUCUCUCAACACGUGCUGUGGACGACCCUAAAACGACAGCUUUCAGGCGUUGUACAAUUGUACUUGUGCUGUAAAAAUGCGUACAUUAAUAUCAAGUCAGUGGCACUACUUCUCAAGGUCCUCAUCUUCCACGCCAACUGAAUGCACAUCUUCGAUGGUUCGAAUUUUCCUACCCCCAUGACUUUCAAUUAACAAUCAUCUGCUUUUUGCAGCAGAUCGCUUUCCAAGUCAGUGUGGUGGAACAACAUUCCUACUACAAAACAAAUGCUGUAGUUCUCGUCUUUCCAAGAACGUCUUUCCAAGAAUCAAAAGCCCUCAAUUGCGUGACUGUGUUCUUGUGAUCCAGAUCAUACAUCAUCCAGCGCUGAAAUACGCAAAACAACAGGUCUGGUGUAGUUGUGACGCUAAUUAUAGAUUAUUCUUGAGUUGUUGAUUAAUAUUUGUAGCAACCAUUGCUACAUUGACUUGCUGUUUGACACUCUCGGAAAAGCAUCAUUUCCACCUCCUACACUUCUUCUUCCACUUAGACUUGCAUAGGCUCUUGGUCAAAUAGACAAAAAAAAUGUCUUCCUCUACCGGUGCAGACGCCAAGAACGUGACCACACAGUUUCCUGCCUUUAAGGAACUAGACUGGAAGCGACCAAACGAGCAAGACAACAGUGCUCAAGCAGCAGAAGACAGCCAGUACUGGGAAAAGGAGACUGAGUGGACCUCAAGUGUCUCACCAAUAGAUGCAGAGUUGAAAGCAAUACUGAAAAAAGAAGUAGCGGCUGAGGUAGCGAAAGAGGCUGCUAAGAAGGCAUGAUUCUCUGAUUUUGAUCACCAUGACACUCUGAAACUACUAACGCAGACCCUUGCUCCCCCAACAUUCUCCCCGAGUCGCAUAAAGAUGUUUUUACCGCAGCUUAUGCUGGCUGUGAUGUCUACUCAUCUUUCUCACCUGACGGGUGUUGCCGAUCUAAAGAGGAUUGCUG
Molecule: messenger RNA, 4163 nt
Organism: Amoebophrya sp. A25
Lineage: Eukaryota; Dinophyceae; Syndiniales; Amoebophryaceae
Source: the annotation of a GenBank genome assembly